This is a messenger RNA of Cynara cardunculus var. scolymus (artichoke), 630 nucleotides long. RefSeq lists its product as uncharacterized. NCBI's taxonomy places the organism in Eukaryota, Viridiplantae, Streptophyta, Magnoliopsida, Asterales, Asteraceae. The coding region runs from base 1 to 507 and encodes 168 amino acids. The transcript is spliced from 2 exons. The record is from RefSeq and is a predicted model, not a curated record.
AUGAAAUUCUUUCAAUCUCAAACCCAAUUAUCCCGUCUCAAAUCCGCCACCCCCCGCCGCCACCGCCUGCCGUGCUUUCGUGGUCAUUCAACACACCGUCGCAUCAAGAAACCUACAGAGCUUUCUUGUGCCACCACUAUUACUAAUCCUGGGGUUGUCGCAAAGCUAAUGGGAUUGGAUUCAAUCCCACAAAGGAUUCGAUUGGAUCGUAAUCAAGAAGAUCGCCGGAAUUCGAUCACCCGAAGUCAAACUCCGAUGGUUCUAGAGAUCGAAAAUGGGGAAUUCUUUGUGGUUGGUUUCGAAGCAGGUCGUAAAGGUAAAAGAAAUUGGAACUGGAAUUGGAGGAAGAAACUGCCAGAGGAUGUUGAGAGUUGGAAGUAUGAUGGAUCAAAGAAGAAGAAACUUGUGGUUGAGACAUCAAAUGGGGUGUUGGAAGAGGUUGAAGAUGUUGAGUUUGAGUUGCAAAUUUUUGAUCAAUUGCUUCUUGAGUUGGUAUACAUCUUUUAGACUGUUUUUAUUAUACCAAAUUUUAUUUUCCGUUUUACAGUUACAGUUACAGUUACGGUUACGGUUUAUAUAUCUUUUAAGGCUUGUGUUUUUUUCGAACAAAUUAUGACAACGUUCAAGAAC